Molecule: messenger RNA, 2932 nt
Organism: Daphnia pulicaria
Lineage: Eukaryota; Metazoa; Arthropoda; Branchiopoda; Diplostraca; Daphniidae
Product: zinc finger BED domain-containing protein RICESLEEPER 2-like
Exons: 8
Coding region: 206-2815 (869 amino acids)
Molecular function (GO): DNA binding; protein dimerization activity
Source: RefSeq, a predicted model, not a curated record
GGUGAACGUCAAGACAAUUUUUUUGUUGGACGGGUCUGACCCUUAAAAGCUUCGACAUCUAGUAGUCAACAAAAAGGCUCGUAGCUCAUACGCUAGGCUACGGCUAAGCCAAUAGCUCAAGAAAUUGCAGUGCUCCAUCAAAUUGAGCAGGUCUAUUGCACCGGUCCUACACGUGCCGUAGCUUCAAAACAAAACAGGCUAGAUUAUGUCUAAACGUGAGUCGACUGAAAAUGACCAGCAAUCAUCCUUUAAACGUCCAAGUCUGCCUGAAUCCUGUGAUAUAGACGAUGCCGCUGGCACAUGGCCGCUAAACAUUACUGUUGAAACCGUUGAAACUGAUGGUGAGAUUAUUGAUGACGAUCCACUUAUACUUUAUCUAGCAGAGAGUACCAAUGAGUCAAGUCCAGCUCAAACAGAAAAUAGCACACAACCCGAGAGUGAGACUUUCAAGAAAGGAAAGAAACGGUGCUAUUCAUGGAUUUGGAAACAUACAAACUUGAUUCAAGUGAAAGGUCAACCUGAAAAGUACAAGUGUAUGUAUUGUGAAAAGACAUUUGUUAGAAAUGGUACAAGUCCCAUUUCAAGGCAUUUGAUCAACAAACAUUCUGAUAAAAUGAAGAAUACCCAAUGCACCAUGAUUAGCUCUGGAAAGUUGGUCCCACCAUUCAAAAAUGGCAAGCAAUCAUCAUUUAAACGUCCAGCUGUGCCUAAAUCCUACAGCAACAAAAAAAAAAGUUUGCAGAAGCACACAAGUGAUGAUGAUGCACUUCAACUUCUUUCUACAGAAUUCACCGAUCAGUCAAGUUCAGCUCAAACAGAAGAUAUCCCACAUUCUGAGAGUGCGACACACAUGAAAGUGAGGAAACAAAAGUCAUGGAUUUGGAAAUACACUACCUUGAUUCAAGUUAAAGGUCAACCUGAUAGGUACAAGUGUAUGUAUUGUAAAAAGACAUUUCUUAGAAAUGGCACAGGUGUCAUCUCGAGGCAUUUGAUGAACAUGCAUAACAACAAAAUUAAGAAUACUCCAACCCCAUGCAGUCCGACUAACUCUAAAAAAUCGGCUCCGCCGUUCAAAUUUGACCGUGAAAAAGCGGACAGAGAUUUUCUUGAAUUCAUUGUAUCAGGCAACGAAUCACUUUCCAUGGGAGAGGAACCUGCAUUUCGUGACUUAAUUUCCUGUCUGCAACCAUUGUACGAGCCAAUGGACAGAGCUGCAGUGAUAGAUAAACUUAUGUCAACUUUCUUGGAAACAAGAGAGAAAGUCUUUACAAUUCUAAAAGGAAUCAACGUAGCCUUAACAACGGACCUCAAGAUCACGUCAAACAACUUGGCAUUUAUGGGCAUCACAGUUUCCUUGCUCACUAAACAAUUUAAACCGAUUGAUGCCAUAAUAGGAUUCAAGCAAAUUAUAGGCGAGCGUUCCGGCUCAAAUUUUGGCGAUACCUUUUUUGAAACGAUCAAGUCCUUUGAACUCCAAGAACAAAUGUUAUCUAUAACAACAGAUAAUGCGACUUCCGAUGAAACCUUCAUUGACCACAUAGUCUCCCUGACCAAGGACAGUUCACAACCUUUCGAUAAAGGCUUGUGGGUUAGAUGUUUCGCGUAUGUCAUGAACAUCUGCGUGCAAACCAUUCUUGGGACUGUAUCUAUACUUCUCCAAAAACUUCGCGAUCUCAUCAAUUCAAUCCGAGCUUCGCAUCGAAGGAUUCAGAAAUUUAAGAAUGUCCUAGAAUCAUGUGGAUUACACGACGAAAAAUAUCAAGAAGAAGAAGAAGAAAUGGCGUUCCCCGAAGGUUCUGUUAUUGCUCACGAUCUUCUCCCAAUUUUGGAUCACACAUCGCAAUGGAGUUCAACUUAUUACUUCCUCAGACGUGCUGUGAAGCUGAGACCGGCCAUUGAUGAAAUCGCUAAAGAGGCAGAUCUCCAAAGAAAUGAAAUGUACAAAGAAGACUGGGAGAACUUGGAUCAAGUGCUUGAAUUUUUGGAAGAAUUUGCCACAAUUACCAAGUACAUUGAAGGAAGUGGAUUUCCUACUUUAUCGCUUGUUGUACCAAUGUACAAUCGGUUGUUGGUGAUAUUGGAAGACGUUUCAAAAGGCCGUCAUGAAUCGAUCACUCAUUCGUUGAUCGUAAAGGGAGCUGCCGCUGGCCUUCAGAAAUUGGCUUCCUAUUACGAUAAGUCAUCUCCUGUUGUUAUGGCGGCAACUUUUAUGGACCCGAGACUGAAGAUGCAAUAUUUCAUCGAAAAUGGUUGGAAUUGUGGUGAAGAAUCGCAAGAUGCACUUCAAGCUAUGGAUAAGAAACUGAUCACAAGCAGAGUUAAGCCAGCGAUACAAUCUGUUUGGAAUAAUUAUAAAGAGACUCCAGUUAUUGAACCCGCGAAUAGCAAAAACGUCACUGGCAAGCGACCCGCAUUUAAUGAAAGCUAUAUUUCCAAGGUUCUAUCAAAAAAUAGUCCAGUGGUGAAACUUGAAAUGGAUGAAUUGGAACAAUACGAGAUGGAAAGAACGGAACCGGUGGACUGUGAUCCCUCUGCAGUUUUCACUUACUGGGCCAACCGGUCUUGUCGAUGGCCUCGAUUGGGUCGUAUGGCUAAAGAGAUUCUCGGCAUUCCAGCGACAAGUGCCGCUAGCGAAAGGGCCUUCAUCUUGGGUAAAGAUGUUUUCGGAAUUGCAGAUACAAAUUUAAAUCCCGAGAUCGUUGAAGCUCUUAUAUGUUUACGUUCGUGGUAUAAAAUUGGAUUGGUGGGAGCAAAGGAUGUUGGAGGAUUCUUGGAUGAAAAGUUUCACGUGACGCUGAAACUGGAAGGCGAUUAAGAUCAAGAAUUUUGUAAUUUUUUCGAUAAGAUAACUCGGAUUUUUUGAAACUUAAGAAUUCUCUGAAGAUUCUUUCGUAAAUGAAACUAAGAUAACAAAUACACUUUGUAAUAAUUA